AAAAAAGAAACGUUCAGCCGCCAUGAUGCUUGUUUGCUCUCGAGUGAAGUAGAAACAAAAGGGAGCACGCACUCGUCCUCAGUGCUUGGUAUGCGUUAGCAGUACAGGAAUGCCCAAGGAAAAGUAUGACCCGCCAGACCCCCGGCGAAUGUACACAAUCAUGUCUACGGAGGAUGCAGCCAACGGGAAGAAGUCUUACUGGGGAGAGCUGGAAAUCAGCGGUAAAGUCCGCAGCCUGAGUACGGCUCUGUGGUCGCUGACACACCUCACUGUUCUGCACCUCAGUGACAACUCCCUGUCCCGCAUCCCCCCCGACAUCGCCAAGCUCCACAACCUGGUCUACCUGGACCUCUCUUCCAACAAGAUCAGGAGCUUGCCAGCAGAGCUCGGCAACAUGGUGUCUCUCAGGGAACUGCUUUUAAAUAACAACCAGUUGCGUGUUCUGCCGUUGGAACUGGGGAAACUGUUUCAGUUACAAACACUGGGGUUGAAAGGAAACCCACUAGCACAAGAGGUCAUGAGUCUGUACCAGGAGCCAGACGGAACCAGGAGACUCCUCAACUACCUGCUGGACAACCUGGCAGGAGCCCUCAAACACAUGCCCACGGAGCAGCCACCUCCCAGGUCCUGGAUCUCCAUUCAGGACCCCGACAGAACGCGGCCUUCAGCUCUGUUCUCGGUGAUGUGCUACAACGUGCUGUGUGAUAAGUACGCCACACGCCAGCUGUACGGCUACUGUCCGUCCUGGGCUCUCAGCUGGGACUACAGGAAGAGGAGCAUCAUGCAGGAAAUCAUGAGCUGCACUGCUGACAUCAUCAGUCUCCAGGAAGUGGAGACGGAGCAGUACUAUAACUACUUCCUGCCUGAGCUGAAGGAAGAGGGCUACGAGGGCUUCUUCAGCCCCAAGUCCCGGGCCAGGACCAUGUCCGAGUCGGACCGCAAACACGUCGACGGCUGCGCCAUCUUCUACAAGACGGAGAAGUUCAGCCUGGUCCAGAAGCACACAGUGGAGUUUAACCAGCUGGCCAUGGCUAACUCUGAGGGCUCGGAGGCCAUGCUGAACAGGGUGAUGACCAAGGACAACAUCGGGGUGGCCGUACUGCUGGAGGUCCACAAGGAGAUGAUGGAGCAGAGUGCGGGGAAGUCCCUCCAUGGCAUGGAGAAACAGCUCCUCCUGGUGGCCAACGCCCACAUGCACUGGGACCCGGAGUACUCGGACGUGAAGCUGGUCCAGACCAUGAUGUUCCUGUCGGAGGUCAAGAACAUCGUGGACAAGGCCACGCGCUCCCUCAAGCUCUCCUCCGUCUCCGGGGAAACCAACGCCGUCCCCCUGGUGCUGUGCGCAGACCUCAACUCCCUCCCCGACUCAGGUGUGGUAGAGUACCUGAGUACAGGGGGAGUGGACAGCACCCAUAAGGACUUUAAGGAGCUGCUCUACAUCGACAGCCUGACCAACUUCAACUGUAACGGCAAGAACGGCUUGUCUAACGGCAGGAUCACGCACGGCUUCAAGCUGAAGAGCGCCUACGACAACGGCAUGAUGCCGUACACCAACUACACCUUUGACUUCAAGGGGGUGAUUGACUACGUGUUCUACUCCCGGCCUCACCUCAACGUCCUGGGGGUGCUGGGCCCUCUGGACCCCUCCUGGCUCCAGGACAACGGUGUGAGCGGCUGCCCCCACCCCCACAUCCCCUCCGACCACUUCUCCCUGCUCGUCCAGCUGGAGCUGCUGCUCCCCCCCCCGGCCCCCCAGCUCAACGGCCUGCACCUGCCUGGACGCAGGUAGUGGCCCCCCUCACCGCCCCCCCCUCGUUCCCCAACCCCCGCAGAGGCGGCGUCACGACAACAAGCCGUCUGAAGAAUCAGGCAGGCCAGACGGACAGGGAUUUCCUAUCUGAUAAUAGAUAUAUAUAUUUUCUUCUUUCUUUCUGUAUUGUUUUCUUGUUUUUUGUAAUGCUAAAGUCAAUCUUGUUCAUUGUGUAAAUAAUCCUGUCUAAGAACCCCUGCCCUUCCACACCUCUUAGGCUUGGAUGAUGGCUAGUCCCUCCUUCCCCCAGACCUGUCUGUCUGUCCUGUACAAAUCUCAAACCAGCAAAGACGACAGACCUGUCUGACUGGCCUCAUUCCCCCUCUCCUCCCCUCCGCCAGCCUCAUCCCUCCACCAGCCUCAUCCUACCCUCUGCCAGCCUCAUCCCUCUACUCCCCCAGCCUCAUCCCUCUACUCCCCCAGCCUCAUCCCUCUACUCCCUCAGCCUCAUCCCUCUACUCC
Molecule: messenger RNA, 2272 nt
Organism: Hypomesus transpacificus
Lineage: Eukaryota; Metazoa; Chordata; Actinopteri; Osmeriformes; Osmeridae
Product: CCR4-NOT transcription complex subunit 6-like
Exons: 12
Coding region: 110-1789 (559 amino acids)
Biological process (GO): nuclear-transcribed mRNA poly(A) tail shortening
Cellular component (GO): CCR4-NOT complex; nucleus; cytoplasm
Molecular function (GO): poly(A)-specific ribonuclease activity; protein binding
Source: RefSeq, a predicted model, not a curated record